UAUAAUGAGUAUGCUAGAAGUCAGAUAAUCUGACAAUACAUCAUACUUUAAAUAGAUUUCGAACUUCUUUUAAAAUUAAACUUAAAUUAAAAUAUUUUUAAAGCAUUGCUGCGUGCUGUACUUAGUUUGUAAAAUAAAUUAAAAAUAAUUACGCUAAAGAUACCGUUGUUAUGUUUAAAAACAUAAUCCAUCUGUUCUCAGCAUCGUCUCCCAAAUGAUUGCAGUUUCAGUUGCACGUGUUCUCAAAUUGUACCGCCAUAAACUUUAUGGCGCGGCUCAUUGUGUUCUUAGUUUUAGUUAUUGCCAUAGAAACAUAAACAAAGCAUUGUGCCUUAUAGAUGAUAGAGACGGUUCUAAUAGUUAUUUAAACAAGUUAGACAGGGACAACGUUAAGCCCACGUGAGGUACGUCAACAAUAGAUUACAAAAAAGCGAACCUACCUGGAAGGUAAAGGCGCUCGAAUAUCCCGCCCCCGCACCAUUGCCUCAGCAGUCUCGAGCCAGUCUCAUAGAAAGCCUUCGUGCAGACGAUCGUAUCGACCCCGUACAACUUUAUAAUUAUUGUUAAGUGCUUAAUCAAAUAAUGUGAUUAAUUAACGGAGAUUAUUAAAAGUGACUGAGUGGUUUUAUAUCUCGGAUUGUGACGCAAUUCGGCAGUUGUUCGAAAGCUUCCCGUUUCAACCACCUGCCGCUCUACCUGUCCGCAGCCGGUGUCUUCCCGCCGAAAAUACAUACAUAUUCACAAAUUUCUUAUUAAGCCUAUCUAUAUAUUUAAAUAUAGAAAAUAGUUGAACGUAACUUAGAAGCGGAGUAGAAUUCUAAUCUUUUCUUAGGUGUACGUGUUUCGUUUACUUAUUGCCUUAUACGAAGUUGUUUGCGGACACAACGAUUGAUAGAGAUAUGUAUAUUUAGCGCGCGGCCAUUGUCUUCGAUCACGACUGCUAUGGAGAUUGAAUCUAAAUGAACCAUCGAAUUCAAUUAAUUCGCCAGGCUAACAACAGUGUGCGUACUUAGUGCAAGCGAUGCGGACUAGUCAGUGAAAUGAUCAAGUUUCGUUAUAAGCGUAAAGAAUCAAACGAUGGAGGUAAAGGUGGCACGGCGAUACAAAAGCAGAAGAUCGAAGGUCUGAAGGACAGGGAGUUGUUGCCCCCGAAGGAUUUAAUAGGCGGGUCUCUAGCAGGUGUGCGACACAAUACUCUACCGCGGUCUCGGCCGCCUUCCGCUGCUAGACGAGACCCGCCUGAAACACUUCUUAGUCAAACUACAUUGUCGCUCUUCAGAGAGCUUUUUGCACAACUACAAUGGUCGACGGAACGGGCGCCGGCUGCCGAUGGUCUUCGCAAGGCUCUUGGGGGUGGAGGAGCUCGAUUCCAACUGGGGUGCAUGGCCGACGCCAGCGAAUGUUUCGAGCAUCUUCUGCUAAGAGUCCAUGCUCAUGUUGCGGCCGGCACGGGUGAUAAGAGAGAUGAUGACGCCUGCAGAGCUCCACACUGUGUGCCACACAGAAAAUUUGCCAUGAUGCUUGUGGAACAGUCUGUGUGUGGUGCAUGUCAAGCUACGUCGGAACCUCUGCCUUUUACCCAGAUGGUCCACUACGUAUCUGCAACCGCAUUAACAGCGCAAGCUGCUCUCGGAGAGCAUGGCGAUAGCUUCGGUUUACUUCUAAGAAAGGCUGGAGGCAUGGGCGACAUACGAGAUUGUCCCAAUGCUUGCGGAGCCAAGAUUCAAAUUUGCCGAACCUUAAUGAAUCGUCCCGAAGUUGUUUCAAUCGGGAUGGUAUGGGACUCCGACAGACCAUCGGCUGAGCAUGUUGCAGCUGUGUAUGCAGCUUUGGGUACUGAAUUACGACCGACAGACGCAUUUCACGCUUGCGUUGACCGUGCCUGGGCCGCCCGCGCUACGCAUCGUCUCGUCGGACUGGUCACUUAUUACGGAAAACACUAUUCAACCUUCUUUUUCCAUAGUAAAUUACAACUAUGGAUUUACUUCGACGAUGCCGAUGUAAAAGAAAUAGGACCUGAAUGGUCUCAAGUAGUUGAAAAGUGUAGAAGAGGAAGAUUUCAACCCCUUCUGCUUUUAUAUGCUGCAGUUGACGGAACACCUUGUGAUACACGACAUGCGCCGAAAGAUGUAGUACCAUUUCCUGCACCUGAACCACGUAGAGCGGUCACUCCCGCUCCAGAAAGACCAGUAGCGGGCUAUGCCAGAAGGGCCGUUACUCCUGGUCCUGACAAUGAUAGCGAUUAUGUAAGUAGAAAAAGUGUCGAAAACAUGUUAGAAGUUCAAGCUAGUCGACGAGCUCAAUUAGCAAGGAGCUUAAGCACAAACUCCACGUCAGAUAGUCAAGAACCUCGACCCCGAGCGCGCAGAGAUUCUGGAAAUUGGAGUGGUGACAGGAACAGUGCGUCUUCAGCUUCUUCAUCUACAGUCGAAAGUCCAUAUAUGUACGCAAGAGGAAGAGGACCAGGGAGUAUUCCAAGUAGUCCUACUCGAAAAGGAGAGUUAUCGAGUGGAGGGUCGUGUGAUGCUGGCUAUGACUCCUAUUCAUUAUCGUCUACCGACAGCUUACCCCUUCAGCAAGGCUUACGCCAUAAUCUGCAAUUAGCUCAAAUUCCUGAACUGACUACUAGAGGUGAUUGCGAAGCACUAUGCUUAGAAGCUGAUAGAUUAUUAGAAAAAUCUCGUCACGCUGAAGAUGAUGCAGAUUAUGAAACAGCGCUUGUGUUGUGUGACGCGGCAGCUGCUAAAGCCCGUGCUGCAAUGGAUGCACCUUAUAAUAAUCAACACACUAUGACUUUCGCUCGAAUGAAACACAAUACUUGUGUAAUGCGAGCUCGUAGCUUGCAACGUAGAAUAGCUGGAAUGAAUAGAGUGACUGAAAUCCCACAAUCUGCUCCAAUAAGAAAUACCAAAGGUGGCCUUGAGAGUUCGGCAACUACUAUAGAAAUUUAUGCUACGUUGCCUAAAAAGAAAGGAUCAUCAAAAAAAUCUCCUAAACACGUGGAAGAAGAUAUUGAUAAUCCGCCAAGAGAGCGUCCACCAAGACAUAAAUCUCGAGAAGACGAAAAAGGCAGAGACAAACGUUCAAGAAGUGAGGACCGUGGUCGUGUGAGAAAAGAAAUAUCGGUAGCUCCAGAGAAAAAAGAAGAGCCCGUGGAAGAUAAAAAAUCAAAUAAAAAACAGCAUAAAAUUCGUAGAAAGUUGUUAAUGGGAGGAUUAAUAAGAAGAAAGAACCGUUCUAUGCCAGACUUGACUGAAGGGGCUGACGCCAAUACUGAAUCGAAAAACAAGGAAACACGUGUUUCUUCAGUAGAUGACGCCGACGUAGGAAGAAGAAAGAAAGAUGAAAAGCCAAAUUUAAGUGGCUAUUUAUCUGAGGGUCAUUUGGAAUACUCUGCAGCUAGUGGAACAAACCCUAAUUUAGAGCGAAGUAAAUUAAUGCGGAAAAGUUUUCAUGGAAGCGCUGGAAAAAUGCUAACUGCGGCUAAAGUACCUCCACCUCCGCCGCUGCGAACGACUUCUCAGCUUAGCGGGCCUAAGUUCGAACCAGAAGUAUUAGAGCACGGUAUUCAAACAAGGCCACAACAGCCCUUACCGCCUGCUACUCAUGGCGAGUACGUCUAUACACAUGACAAUGAAGAGGAUGGUGGAUUCUCGGAACAAUAUGGUGAUGAGCCUCAAUCGUUACCGUUUUUGCCUUCCUAUGAUGGAAACCCAAUGAAUCAAUAUAAUAAUAAUAGACUAGAUGACUCGCCAAACACUUCUCAAAAUUUUCAUACAGUUGUUACUAAGGCCAUGAUACAUCAAGAACAAAGUCCAAUUAAAAGAGAUGCGCUACCAAAUAUACUACCUACGCAUAACAAUAUUCAGAAUCUAUCCAAUGUAUUCGAUAAUGGUAUUGAUGUUGUCGACUGUGUGAUGCCAAUGAGAAGAUCUCCACAAAUGUUUGAAUUGCCACCUUAUCCAAGUCCAAUGAAUUCAGUUAACCAUUCAAGACAGCCUAGUGAAGAAUUUCCUCCGCCACCUUCACCAUCUGACUUAAGGUCACUUGAGGAUAAAUUAAUGAAAAUGGCAAUACACAAAAUGGUUUCUGAUAACUAUUCUGGGCCAGAUGACAAUGAAAUUAAUACAUCAAAAGGUUCUUUAUUAGCACAAUUACAAGAGAAAAGAAAUGAGAUACUCAGAAACGAAGAUGGCUCCACAAAAUUAAAUCAGUUGGAAACUAUUGGGACUUCCGGGGAUAAUUGGCUACGAGAACUGCAAGCUAAACAAGCUGCACUUAAACUUAAAAGAUCUGGUUCGCUAGAUUGCCAACUUACAAAUACUAACGAAAACAUUUCUCAAGUGUCUGAAAAUAGUAAUAGUAUUAGAGAUAUUGCUUCUAGAUUUGAAAAGAAUGCACAAAAUAUAACCAAUGAAAGUGAACGCUCUAAUGUUUCAUAUAAAGGUAUAAAUGGUAGCCGUGACAUAAUAAACUGUUCUAAUCAGUCUAACAGCAGAGUAUAUAAUCGACGCACGUCUUCUUCUUCGUUAGAUCCUAAACAAAUUGAAGAUCAAUAUGACGAUUCAAAGAUGGUUAAUACUACUAUUUAUGGCGAUCGCACUAAACCGAAGAAAAAAUCCGUAUCGUUUUGCGAUCAAGUCAUAUUAGUUGCAACAGCAGAAGAUCAAGAAGAUGACAGUUACAUACCUAACCCAAUUUUAGAAAGAGUUUUAAAAUCAGCGAUGAACAGAACAGAACUUAUUACUGUACCACUGCAAACCGAUAAGCCAUCUCUUCAAAGAACUGAGUCUUUUGACAGCCAGUCCUCAAGAUCUACAAUUUCCAUUUCGGCGUCAUCACAAACAUCAUAUCCUCCUAAUGAUGGUGUACAUGCAGAUUACUAUAGAGUGCAGAAUCCUUACCCAUUUUAUCAAAUUGCUCAGACACGGCCUCAACAUCAAUAUAAUCCACAAAAAAGCACUUGUUUACAUGGUAGCAAUUCACCAGUACUCACAAAUUCUAACUCUAGUCCGCAAAACAGCAGUCAGAUAUAUCAAGCAUUACCGGCCAAUUCUGCACAGAGUGACAACAAUCAAAUACCGUAUACUCAACCUCCAUCGGUAUACAACAAUCAAAACAACACAAGCCCACAAAACCCUAACCAAACUCCUGCUAACAGACUGACUCCUACGCCGCAUAAUGGUACUUAUAUGUCAAAACAUGUUCCAAGCCUUCAAAGAUCAGUACCGAAUACUUAUCCUCAUCCACCAAGUCAGCUACAUCAAAUCAAUCAAGGUCAAAAUAAUACACACAACAACAAUUACUAUCAUAGAUUGCCACUGCUUCCUGCAGCUCUUCCAGUAUCUGCUUAUUCAACAAAUCGUCAAUACAACAAAAAUGCACAAAAUAACAAUAGUAAUUCGCCUUACCAAAGUGUUCCCACCAAUUCACCAGCUUAUCAGAGCUACCACAACCCACCGACAAGUUACGCUAACUCUGAUUAUUCUAGUCGAUACUCCCAAGUGAAUAAUGCAAAUCACUAUAACAACAAUCAUCCUUCCUACCAAAGGGUUCCACCUCCACAUGGUGACGUAUCCGUCGAUAACUAUAAUGGAAAUUACCAGAAAAUGCCUAAUAACUGUUAUGUUGACAAUAAUGCAAACAACCAAAACCGUCUACCAGAUGGUAGACACUACGCAAAUUCUCAACAACGCGCUCCUUCGUAUAACCCAACUACCACUUCGGACAGUAUUGCUAAUAAUGAGCAAUAUCCAUACUCUCAAACAGGUUUUAAUCCUUAUCAACAUCUGCCGAAGCAAAUUCAAAAGAAAUCUGUAUCUUUCGAGCCGGGGACAAAGGGUGGAACAGAAUCUCCCAUACCAGCAGCUCCGAUGAACGGAAAUUACCCAAAUGAAAACCAAACAUCCGUUUCGACGACUUCACAAAAAAUGCCAUGUAAUUUAUGUCGAAAGAAAACAGUUAAUCAUCCUGCCAGCUAUUGUCCUGAUUGCGACUUUUACAUGUCAAGGUUCAAACCCUCCUUAUAGCAAAAUUAUGUGUCCUUAAUAUCUACAUAAAAUUUCCUACAAGUUAUAUUCAGACGAUUAAAAAUAAAAUUACUGUAGGUAUUAUAAAUAGUGUAAAUUAUAUAAUUAUAAUAUUUUAAGGUAAGACUGAUCUCAUUUGAGAAUAAAGUGGCUUAUAUUAUUACUCACGAUUAAAUUUAGUUUUUGCCUACCUAUGUAAAACGAUACUUAAUUAUAAAGAUUAUAGUUAGCUAAGGAUUUUUUUAUAUUUGACAUGUUAAAUAC
This is a messenger RNA of Vanessa atalanta (red admiral), 6293 nucleotides long. RefSeq lists its product as uncharacterized. The transcript is spliced from 4 exons. Lineage: Eukaryota; Metazoa; Arthropoda; Insecta; Lepidoptera; Nymphalidae. The record is from RefSeq and is a predicted model, not a curated record. Gene Ontology annotation, molecular function: cysteine-type deubiquitinase activity. Gene Ontology annotation, biological process: protein deubiquitination. Bases 1041 to 6029 code for a protein of 1662 amino acids.